Molecule: messenger RNA, 3003 nt
Organism: Penicillium taxi
Lineage: Eukaryota; Fungi; Ascomycota; Eurotiomycetes; Eurotiales; Aspergillaceae
Product: mannose-ethanolamine phosphotransferase MCD4
Exons: 4
Coding region: 1-3003 (1000 amino acids)
Biological process (GO): GPI anchor biosynthetic process
Cellular component (GO): endoplasmic reticulum membrane
Molecular function (GO): mannose-ethanolamine phosphotransferase activity
Source: RefSeq, a predicted model, not a curated record
AUGGCGCGUCUUGGCCGCGUUGGAUUCGUCGUCCUCGCAGUGGUCUUUCACCUGAUCUAUACAUAUUCUAUUUUCGAUAUUUAUUUCCUUAGUCCCAUUGUGAGUGGCAUGCGAUCAUAUGGUGUUGAUCGAUCUGCCGAUACCAAUGCCCCCGCCCAACGAUUGUUCCUUUUUGUCGCCGAUGGUCUUCGCGCCGACAAGGCCUUCCAAGCCGUUCCUGACCCUUCACCCGGAAAUGCCGAGCAAACCGACGAAUUGAUCCGCCUGUCACCUUUCAUUCGCUCCAAGGUUCUUGAACAGGGCACCUUUGGUGUCUCACAUACUCGAGUUCCCACCGAAUCUCGGCCCGGCCAUGUCGCCCUGAUCGCUGGUCUGUACGAGGAUGUCUCAGCAGUGACGACGGGAUGGAAGCUGAACCCGGUCAAUUUCGACAGUGUGUUCAACAAAAGUCGACAUACUUGGAGCUGGGGUAGCCCCGAUAUUUUGCCAAUGUUCAAAGAGGGCGCGGUACCUGGUCGAGUCGAUGCGGAUACAUACAGCGAGGAGGCCGAGGACUUCAGCGUGGAUGCAACGCAUUUGGAUACUUGGGUUUUCGACAAAGUCCGCGAGCUCUUUGAAUCAGCUGAGAGCGAUCCCGAGCUGAACGCGAAAUUGCGGGAUGACAAGCUGGUCUUCUUCCUUCACCUUCUGGGGUUGGAUACUACGGGCCACGCACACCGACCUUAUUCCAAGGAAUAUCUGCACAACAUCCAGGUGGUUGAUCGCGGUAUACAGGCAGUUACAGAGCUGGUGGAGAAAUUCUAUGACGAUGACAAGACCGCGUUUGUCUUCACCGCAGACCAUGGUAUGAGCGACUUGGGCAGUCACGGCGACGGCCAUCCAGACAACACGCGUACUCCCCUCGUUGUUUGGGGCUCUGGAGUUGCAAAGCCAUUGCAAAAUACCCCCGACGCCCCGACUGGACACGAAGAUGGGUUCUCGUCGGAUUGGGGAUUCGACAACAUCCGACGACACGAUGUUGCACAGGCCGAUGUCGCUGCUCUCAUGGCCUACCUGGUCGGCGUCGAUUAUCCAGUCAACUCUGUUGGCCAAUUACCGCUAGACUAUCUUGAUGCGAGCCCCCGCGAGAAGGCACUGGCCGUCCUCGCAAACACUCGGGGAGUGCUCGAGAUGUACCGCGUCAAGGAAGAGCAGAAGAGGGCAUCGGUUCUUCGCUACGUGCCUUUUGAGCCUCUUUCUGGGUACGGUGAAACUUCAAUUGAAGGUCGCUUCGCUAACCUCGAGGCUCUAAUCUCUAAUGGUGCUUACAAGGAAUCGAUCACUCUUUCUUCUGAUCUCUUGGUUCUCGGCCUUGAUGGUCUACGUUAUCUACAGACCUACGAUUGGCUAUUUUUGCGGACUAUUGUGUCCUUGGGCUACCUGGGCUGGAUUGCCUAUGCUUUAACCACGGUCAUUGACUUGCAUGUCCUGCAUAGUACAUCUAGCGCCCACAGAACCGUGGCCAGCAUCUCGUUCUUUUCGUCUGUCUUGGUGGUCUUAUUUUCUGUCUUCUGGUACCAAGCAUCAUCUUGGCGCUACUACUUCUACGGGUUUUUCCCUGUGUAUUUUUGGGAAGAGGUCUUUGCUCGGCGUAAGGCUCUGAUUGCCGGCCAGCAGGCUCUUCUUGGCCACGUUCACUCAUUCGGUGGAUAUCUGAACUUCGGCUUCCAGAUCCUAGCGUUUAUUGGCGUGCUUGAGGCAUUGGUCCAAGCUUACUUUCACCGAGAAAUCUUUUCAAUCUGCUAUGCAUUGGCAGCCUUCUGGCCUGUUGCUUACGGGUUCAGCUUCGUUAGAGAUCAUGUGCUCUUGACUAUUACUUGGACCCUUGGAUGCGGUCUGAUGAGCACUUUCACUCUCUUGCCCGUUGUCAAGGUCGAGGACGUUGAUACAAUUACCUAUGGAGGUCUUUUAAUGUUUUUCACUGGUGUGCUCUAUCUCCUUUUUGAGAAUUCCAUUAUUGGACGGAGUAACUCCAAACCCGCUGGUGCUGCGGCUUUUAACAGUGUUCAAUCACGGGUUAUCAUGGGCACACAGGUUGGUUUGGUUUUCCUUGCCUUGAUCGUGACUCGAUCAAGCAUUUCCUUCCUCCAGGCUCGUCAGGGUCUGCCCCUUGGUAAUCAAAUCGUUGGAUGGUCUGUUCUAGGAGCUUCCGUGCUGCUGCCAUUCAUCCAUCGAUUGUAUUCCAACAAUCACUACAUUAAUCGCCUCAUGGUCAUUUUCUUGGCUUUCUCUCCCGCGUUCAUCAUUCUCACAAUUGCAUGGGAGGGUCUCUUCUACUUUGUGUUCUGCUUAACACUCAGUACAUGGGUUCGUCUGGAGCACGCCAUCUUCGUUCACUCCGCCGAACACAAAUCAGAACAGACCUCAAAACCUGCGGCCGUCGCCACAUCGACUGUUGACGGUCAGAUAUACAACUACCGCUCCCUCAUGAUAUCAGAUGCUCGUGUGGCGCUAUUCUUCCUAUUCCUGAUCCAAUCAGCGUUCUUCAGUACCGGAAACGUCGCUUCCCUCUCCUCAUUCUCCUUGGAUAGCGUCCGCCGCCUGAUCCCAGUCUUCGACCCAUUCAGCCAAGGCGCGCUCUUGAUCUUCCAGAUUCUGAUCCCUUUCACCAUCAUCAGUGCCAACCUGGGUCUUCUCAACCGCCGACUGACAGUAGCACCCAGCGCAUUAUUCAUGGUAGUAAUGUCUAUCUCCGAUGUAAUGACAUUGAAUUUCUUCUACAUGGUGCGUGACGAGGGCUCCUGGCUAGAUAUUGGUAUGACAAUCAGCCACUUCUGCAUUGCUAGCCUUCUGUGCACUUUCGUUGCCGGGUUAGAGUUCCUCAGUGAGCAGUUGGUCAGUGGCGUGGAGUUUGGUCCAGUCAAGAGCGAAUUGGCUGGUAGCCACGAAGGGGAAGCUGCAACGAUUGAAUCUCAUGAGGAAUAUGUCGGAACUGGCAAGGGCCAGAAAGUGCACUUGCAGUAA